Molecule: messenger RNA, 2849 nt
Organism: Talpa occidentalis (Iberian mole)
Lineage: Eukaryota; Metazoa; Chordata; Mammalia; Eulipotyphla; Talpidae
Gene: CASS4
Product: Cas scaffold protein family member 4
Exons: 5
Coding region: 1-2400 (799 amino acids)
Biological process (GO): cell surface receptor protein tyrosine kinase signaling pathway; cell migration
Cellular component (GO): plasma membrane; cytoplasm
Molecular function (GO): protein binding
Source: RefSeq, a predicted model, not a curated record
AUGAGGUCCCCUGGGCAAAGCAGCUGGGAGCAGCUGGGAGCUGCUGGGGGCUCCUGGGGUGGCCAAGGACCCACCCCCCGCAGCGGCACUCAUAACCACACCUGCUCUCCCCCGUCCCAGGCGCUCCUGGCCAGGGCCCUCUACGACAACUGCGCCGACUGCUCCGACGAGCUGGCCUUCUCCAGGGGAGACAUCCUGACCAUUCUGGAGCAAAACGUGCCGGAAAGCGAGGGCUGGUGGAAGUGCCUGCUCCAUGGGAGGCUGGGCCUGGCCCCCGCCAACCGCCUCCAAAUCCUCACGGAGACCCCCGCAGACAGGCCCUGCCCCCCCUUCAUGAGAGACUCUCUUGCCGGCCCUGAAAAGACCUGCCAGGCGCCCACCCUGCUCAGCCCCUCGCCGCCUGGCCCCGUGUACGAGCAGAUGAAGAGCUGGGUCAGGGGACCCCCGCCAGCCGCCGCCCAGGUCUACGAGGUCCCCAGCCCCCCGGCCAGCGGCAGCAUCGUCUGUGAGAAGGUGCUGGGUGCGCCGAGACAGGCCCUCUUCACAACUCCCAGGCCUGCCUGGGCCUCCAUGCCGGCUCUGCAGCCCCCGCUGUACGACAAGCCGGCCCAGAGCCGGGCGCCCCCGGCCCUGAAGGAGACAGAGAAGCAGAGAUUAUAUGACAUACCUGCCAGCCCCCAAAAGGCAAGACUCGGUGCCCCUGCCACCCAAGCAAGUGGCCAGAGUGUCCCGCUGACAUCAGCCACAGCCUUAAAAAAUAGUGGCUACAGCACUUUGCCAAACCCUCAGAAGUCAGAAUGGAUGUAUGACACGCCUGUGUCUUCAGAAAAAGCCAGUGUCAGAAAUGCAGCUCUAACCGGCUUCAUGGAAGGAUCGCGGCCCCAGGCCCACCCCUGGCAUCUGUCCAGCUCCCCGAGUCCUCCAGACAGCAGAGCCCCGUCCCUCACGCCACACCUGCCUAAAAAUGCAUCCAUGCAGAAAAAACUCAGCCUUCAGGAAAUUCCUUCCUGUGGCCGCCCAGCACCCCGGGACGCGGUCCCUUUGGAAGAAGGAACCAACUUCAGGGUUCCUUCCAGCUUCCUGGCUCCCCGGGUGGAGCAGCAGAACACCAAGCCGAACAUUUAUGACAUCCCUAAAGGGAUGGUGAGUGACCCCCAGCCCAAGAAGGAGCUGGGCAAAGCGGGCGGAGCUCCAGAGGCCCCCCGGGACCCGGCUUCCUGGUGCUACCCCAGACAGGCGGCCUCGCUGUCUCCCGACCUGGACAGACUGUCUGCUUCUAGCUCUGACAGCAGAGCCAGCGGCAUGUCUUCUGGCUCCUCCACAUCCACUGACUCUUUGUCCAGCUCCUUCUCAGAGGAACCAGCAAUGGAGCAGCCCAUGGGCCAGGACUUGGCCAAAGAGACGGCGGCGGUUCUGCAGCACCAGGUGGCUGGCUCCGUCGCGGGCCUGAUGCUCUUCGUGAGCAGGCAGUGGCGGUCCCGAGAGCACCUGGAGGCCAACGUGGAUGCCGUCCGCAGGGCGGUUGAACACAUAGAAGGAUCUUUGAGAGAAUUCCUGGCCUUCGCCCGGGCGGUGGCGAGGACAGCCUCUCGGCUCACUGACUGUCACCUUCAGGCCAGAAUCCGGGAGCAGCUGCAGGUGAUCUCCCACUCGCACCAGAUCCUGCAGGAAACCAGGGAAAGCCUGGAGAGCGUCAACUGGUCCCUGGAAGUCCUUGUGACUGACAAAGGCCAAACCAGCCCCGAUGACCUGGAGAGAUUUGUCAUGGCGGCACGGACGGUUCCAGAAGACGUCAAGAGAUUUGCCUCCAUGGUCAUUGCCAACGGGAGGCUCCUUUUCAAGCACAGUUGUGAAAGGGGAGAGACUGUACUGUUGACCCCAAAUGCAGAAUUUAAGCUUGCAAAAUGCAAUCGACUUCCCCAAAGGGAAUCCGAAUCGUACCAAAGCAGCUCCCCUUUCAAUCGACACAGAACCAAUGUCUGCAACCAGAAUCCUUGCUGUCCUACCCCCCAAUCUUCCAGUCUACAGAACCCUGAGAAAAGGAUCCACCUUUCCGAACACUGCCGCCUCUACUUUGGGGCACUCUUCAAAGCCAUCAACGCCUUUUCCAGCAGCCUCAACGACAGCCAGCCCCCCGAGAUCGUCAUCACGCAGAGCAAGCUGAUCAUCAUGGUGGGGCAGAAGCUGGUGGACGCGCUAUGCAAGGAGACACAGGACAGGGACGCACGCAACGAAGUCCUCUGUGGCAGCAACCACCUGUGCAGCCUGCUCAAGGACCUGGCGCUGGCCACCAAGCAGGCAGUGCUCAAGUACCCCAGCCCCGCAGCCCUGGGGCACCUGAAGGCCGAGGCCAAGAAGCUGGAGCAACACACGCAGCAAUUCCGGGGGACCUUGGAAUGAGCCUCCCCCCCCCGGCAUGCUUUGCCCCCACCCCAUUAACCUCUUAGAUUCAGCAGCACACCCACAACCAUGCACCCCUGUCCUAUGGUACAAAACAGUCUGGGGGUAUCCCAGCGGGAAGAAACAGCCAGUGCUGGUCUGAGCAAGUGACUAUAUAACCGCAGGACACUGACACAACUCACAGAGUCAGGGGUCAACCAAGGACCUCGCUGAGCUCUUGGAAUAUCACAUUGGAAGUGAUGCUGUAGAAAAUGACUUUAAUUUGCUUAAAUAUGUGCCUGUUUUAAAUUCAUUCAUGAUCUCUUUAUUUAUAAAAAGAACCUAUUAUAUAUCAGAUUCUAGGUGCUGGGUAUAGAGCUGUAAUCCAAAGUGGCUUUGACCUCAUGGAGCUUAAAAUGUAGUAAAGAGACAGACAACUAAGUGAAAAUACAAUGUAUCAGGUGGUCAGG